Molecule: messenger RNA, 3129 nt
Organism: Diorhabda sublineata
Lineage: Eukaryota; Metazoa; Arthropoda; Insecta; Coleoptera; Chrysomelidae
Exons: 5
Coding region: 290-3040 (916 amino acids)
Source: RefSeq, a predicted model, not a curated record
GAAGUAACAAAUGUUUUUAAUCUUAAGUGAUAACAUGAUUUGUGAUGAAUUAGGGCUUUAAUAUUUUUUUUAAUUGUUAUUAUUCAAUAUUAUUUUAUAACUCCACUCGUUUUUGUUACGUAAUUUAAUACGAAUCAACUUAAUAUCAACAAUUUCUGAUCAACCUUGAACGGAUACAAUUAGUAGAUAUAACCAUUCGUGAAGUGAGAUGCAUAGUUAAACGUUCGAAGAUUGAUGAAUUAGUGACAUGUAUUUGUUGAUUUGUAGCUUAUAAGAAGAAGAAAAAAAUAUGGAGUCACCUAAAAUUGAAAAGUUGGAAGAGCUUAUUCUCAAAUACUUGGACGUAAACAAGAAGAUAAUAGAUACGAAAAUUAGUAGAUUAACGGCACCUGGCGAAAACUUUGGAAGUGAAAUGUUAAAAGUUGACCUUCGACUUAAAAACAAAGAAGGUAUAGAAGACGAUUUGAGUGUUGUAGCAAAACUUAUACCUGAAAAUGAAUUUGCGCGAGUAAUUUUUAAUGUACAAGUCUCUUUUAAUAUGGAAAAAGAAUUUUAUAAUACUGUUGUUCCGACACUACAACAGUUUCAACGUAACCAAGGAAUUGUCGAUGUUGUUGAUUUCUUCCCCAAUUUUUAUGGCGCUAGAAAUAAUCUUAAAGAGGGAUCGGAUGUUGUCGAUGAAAACGCCGUUAUCAUUUUGGAAAAUUUAAAAGUAAAAGGUUACGAAAAUGUGCAACGAAACACCGGAUUCGAUCUCCCGACAGCGAAAUUAAUUUUAAAACAUUUAGCGCAAUUCCAUGCUGUUCCGAUAGCGUUGAAACAAAAAAAUCCUGAAAUAUUCGAAAAGAGAGUGAAGGCUUUUAUGGCAUGUAUGCAUCCUCCCGCACAACGUCCACCAGUCGAACACAUAUUGCAAAUUAUAUUUAAUAUUUUACGAGAAUCCGAUUCAUGUAAACAUCUCGUACAAAAAAUGGAAAAGUCCGCGGAGAAAUUCGGCAAGGCUUGCGAUGAAUUUAGAGAACCUUUCGUUACAUUAAGUCAUAAGGAUUUGUGGGUUAAUAAUAUUAUGAUUAAAUACAAUAAUAGAUCGCAACCUGUAGCUUGCAAAUUUCUCGAUUUUCAAGUUUAUACUUACGAUUCCCCCGCGGCAGAUUUAUUUUUCUUCUUAUUCUCGAGCAUUCAAAUGGACGUUUUGAAAGAAAACUUGGAAAACUUAUUGAAAUACUAUCACCAACAUUUUCAAGAUACUCUGAAAUCUCUAAAUUGCGAUCUUAAUUUCUCUUACGGAAAAUUAUUAGAAGAAAUGUCUUUUAGUUCGAAAUGGGAACUUUCCCAUACCGCUUUUAUGUAUAUGGUAAUAAUAAAUGGUCCGAAAGGCGGUUUUCCAAUGCCCAAAGAUAAGGAAAGUGCCUCAGAUUUACCAAUCGUCAUUGAACAAACUACCAAAGAUAGAAUAAGGUGGAUAUGCGAGGAAUGUGAACGAAGAGGUUGCGAAAUUCUGGAAGUGGAAGUUAUUAUAAAAGAGGAAGUUAAGAAGGUAGAAAAAUUAAAUGUCGUCGUUAAACUUAUUCCCGAAAGUGAAUUCGCGAGAACGGUUAUUAUGAAUGCGGCCGUUUCCUUUAAAAUCGAAAAAGGAUUUUAUGAUAGCGUUAUACCGACACUGCAAGCUUUCCAAAGAAACGAAGGACUUGAAACGGUUAUCGAUUGUUUUCCACAAUUUUACUGCGCUAGAAAUAACUUGCGAAAUGAAUGCGAUAUUGUCGAUGCCGACGCUGUACUGAUAUUGGAAAAUUUAAAAUCGAAAAGUAACGCAUCUACACAUAUAAUAAACAAAAUGACGGUUGAAAUAGUACAACUAGAACAACUUUUAAACGCGCAUAUAGGCGAAGGUAAAAAAAUAUUGAAUUCGAAAGUGUCCCCACUAACAUUUCCGGGGGAAAAUUAUGGAAGUGAAAUGUUAAAAGUGGAUGUUUCUAUUGAAGCCGAAGACGGAACGUACGAACAAAUACAUCUCGUCGCUAAACUUAUCCCAAGAAAUCAUUUUGCUAAAAUAGUAUUCAACGUGCAAGUAUCCUUUAUGCUAGAAACGAAAUUUUAUGAAAUCAUCAUACCGACUCUGCAAAAGUUUCAAAGUAAACAAGGAUACGAAAACGUCAUUGAUUCGUUUCCGAAAUUUUAUUGCGCUAGAAACAAUUUACGAAUAGAUUCUAAUAUUAUUGACGACGAUGCUGUAUUGGUAUUGGAAAAUUUGAAAGCGAAAGGUUAUGGUAACGUCGAUCGUCGUAUUGGUUUCGAUCUGUCCGCAUCUAAGUUGAUUUUAAAAAAAUUGGCCGAAUUUCACGCGGUACCGAUAGCGUUGAAAUUCGUCGAUCCCGAAACGUUCGAUAAGAAAAUAAAAGCCCACAUGGCAUUCAAUUAUCCUUUAAAACCGUUUUCGCCUUUGAAAGGAUCGAUGGAAAAUAUUUACGCGCUAAUGAGCGAAUCCGAAAAUUGUAGUCGUCUAAUACCCAAAAUGGAAAUGUCGGUGAAAAAAUUUUCGAAAUUGUGCGACGAUAUUAGAGAACCGUUCGCGACAAUAGGUCACCGAGACUUGUGGGUUAAUAAUAUUAUGCUCAAGUUAAACGGGGAAGAUGUAGUAGAUUGCAAAUUUGUCGAUUUUCAAAUGUACAGUUACGAUUCGCCGGCUGCCGAUUUAUUUUUCUUUUUAUUCAGCAGCGUACAAGAAAAAGUACUCAGGAAUAAUCUCGAUGAAUUGCUCGAAUAUUACCAUCGACAUUUUGUGGAAACUUUGAAACUUCUUAAAUGCGAUCUUCAAUUUUCUUACGAGAAACUAUUGCAAGAAAUUACGUUUAGUACCGAAUGGGAAUUGGCGCACACCGUAUUUAUGUAUUUAUUCAUCAUUAAUGGUGGACAACACGCCAUGCCCGAAGGUGCGGAUUUCGAGAUUAAUUUGUCAAAAAUUCAAUUCGAAAAACAUCUAAAACAAAGAAUUAUCUGGAUGAUUGAAGAAUGCGAAAGAAGAAAGUGGUUGGAUUUUUGAUCGAUUUCAAAUUAUUAUAACUGUGUGUCAAUUUCUUGCUUAUUUUCGUAAAUCAAAAGAUAAUAUUAAAUAAAAACAAACAAACGAAA